Molecule: messenger RNA, 3090 nt
Organism: Haliotis rufescens (red abalone)
Lineage: Eukaryota; Metazoa; Mollusca; Gastropoda; Lepetellida; Haliotidae
Product: piRNA biogenesis protein EXD1-like
Exons: 7
Coding region: 113-847 (244 amino acids)
Biological process (GO): nucleobase-containing compound metabolic process
Molecular function (GO): 3'-5' exonuclease activity; nucleic acid binding
Source: RefSeq, a predicted model, not a curated record
CCCUUCUUUAACCUCUCCUGUCAAUGAGGCAAUAAACAUCGAUACCAUAACGACCAGCGACGCUUGAGAAGAAUCUUCAACACCUGACGUGCUGUGACGCCCUGACGCCAAGAUGCCGCGGAUCCACCUUGUGUCAUCUGCGCAGGCGUCCGAGAAGGCAGUGCACGACAUCCUCGUCUCAUCCCCCGUGGUCGGCGUCAGCUGCAAGGGGGCUAACGCUGGGGGUAAAGGUACCAUUUAUCUGGUUGCCGUGGCAACGCUGCAGGGUGACGUGUACGCCUUCGACGUGAGACGAGACAAGAACAUUAUCCUGGACGGGGGCCUGGUCAGACUGUUCCAGAGUACUGACGUCAUCAAGGUUAUACACGACUGUGCUGCCGACGCCGCGGCCCUCCAUCGUGGAUUCGGUGUGACUCUGAGCAACGUCUUCGACACGCAGGUGGCGCAACGAGUUCAAAUGGAGGAGCAUGGACUCCCGCCUAGGAUGAUCAACAAAAGCUCCUUAUUUGCUAAAUAUGACAUCGUCGGAUAUACACCCUCGCCAUCACUUGAGCGUCUACUACGAGAGGACCAGCACGUCUGGGCGCGACGACCACUCAACAAGGACAUGCUCAACACCGCCGCGGCCGACGUCGUCCCCCUCGUCACCGUCCUGUACGACAGACUCAAGAGCGUUCUGAAUCCGGAGACUGCUGAUUGGUUCGAGUAUCUCUGCAAAAAACAUCGCCGCAGUCAGCUUGGAGGCAAGAAGAAGACAGCAAUAAAGGGAGAUAAUCAACCCCGGCGAUCAGUCAAUGAGGCAUUCGAAAUGAGUGUUGUCAAAGUUAGAGAACCCAAAGAAGACUAGUCCUAUCAAACAACAGUGAAACCUCGUUUGUCCGGACAAUGUCUAUAACGUCUUCAUAUACACAUGGAUAUCACUCUCCAAAACCGUUUCAUUAAUCCGGACAUUUGUUCAUUCAGGCGGUUUCAGUGCGUAAAUACUGUCCGGAUAAAUGGGGUUUUACUGUACGUAGAUUGUUUUGCUUUUAAAUGCUAUAAAUGUGUUAGAUAAGCCAAGUUAUAAGCAAGGCCGACACGUGUAUAUACGCGUUUCGUUAGUAAUGACCUGAUCUCUGCUUCAAUGUUUAUACAUCAUAUUUCUCACUCGCAUCAUUGUUUAAGUUUAGUCGGUAUUCCGAUUUCUUUGCGCUUGCGACACUGAAACGAUGUAAAGCUGGAGCCAAGUUUUGCCGUUGUGGUCUCUUCGUGAUUUAUUUACAGGCCUUGUUAUCUGUAGGGCGCCAGGCAACAAACAUACUUUAUAUGCAGAUUGUGUGAGUGGCAGGUAUUACCGGUAGGGCAGGACAUCCUUACCCUUUUCGCGAACACCUGGUGUCAUCACUGAUUUUCAGCUCUCCAUUCAUAUAAUUUUCACCCCAAUUUUACCUUUCACGCCAAAUUGAUUCUAUUUGGUCGGAUGUUGGAAACUGGUUGUUCUCUGGCGGUAACGUUUCAUAUUGAAUAUUAGAGAGUUAUGAGAGUUAUGAUGAUGCUUAUUACUACUACGGGCGCUCGGGUAGCCCAGCGUUUAAAUCGUUCGCUCGUCACGCCGAAGACCCAGGUUCGAUUCCCGACAUGGGUACAAUGUGUGAAGCCCAUUUCUGGUGUUCCCCGCCGUGACAGUGCUGGAAUAUUGCUAAAAGCGGCGUAAAACUAUACUCACUCACUCACUCACUUAUUACCACUACAUAUUGUUUAGUGUUGCCUUAAUCAGAAGUCAUGUUGACAGAUGUAUGUUUGUAUCUGUGAUAUAUGGUUACACUACAGCAAUAUCAUUGAGAAAUGCCGCAAAGGGGGGUGAAGAGAAAUGUACUAAUAUAUUAUGUAUGUAAUCGCCGUACACUACCAUUGUACAAGAGAAAUGACCUUUUACCUACAUUCUUAAAUGUUUUCCACAAGACAUUUUCACAGAUUGGUUCAUAGAUUAACGUGCUCCAGAGAACAAAAGGAGAUUUUCUUUCAAGCACAGGGGACACAAAACUUGGUAUUUGUCAGAUUUCGGCAGUUGACAGUAUUUAGUAUCAAUAUUUUGAUAUGUAUUGGUAUUUGGUGUUUGGUAUUUGUCGAUCUAUGUUCUAAGGUGACGGUCAUACAGUUUGGUGACGUCUUAGUGUCUGUACCAUAUUAUCUAUGCUACGACAUAUGGUACUGUGUAAAUACCUGGCCUUUAUUGUACGUGUUUGUCUCAUCCUGGUGCUGACGUUUCUUCUAUUGUUGUCAACUUCCAGAUAUCCUGAAGCAAUUGUGUCUUUCAUGUUUCGCCCUUCAAGUAUUUCUGACGAAAGGGAUUCCAGUGGUGGUAUGAGGGCAUUCAUUUGUCACUACCAUCAUACACCCAGAGUUAAAUAAUGUGAGUGAUCGGUCUGUAUUCAUGGAACAAAAGGUUUAGGUGAAAUGGAAAUGAAUUUCCUCAAAAGACUAUCUUCCUCAGGAACGCGUUCUUGUUUGUAGGCGUGUGUCUGUGUGGACGAGGUUGGUGUGCUGGUGAUGUGGAUGUUAUGAGGUCGUCCAUGCGACGUCUCGGAUUAUUUUAAGAAAGACAUUUCACAGACAUUUGCACCUGCUCAAGAGAACAAAAGGGGGGUUUCUUUCAAGAAAAUGGGAGACUAUCAAAUCUUGGUAUUUGUCAGAAUUCGGUAUUUGUCAGUAUUUGGUAUUAAUAUUUGGAUAUUUAUUAGUAGAUGGUAUUUAGUAUCUUGAACGGGUGGUUGUGGUUAGAUCUGAUGGUCUUUAACCACCAACUGUUGAAAGCAGAAAGACGUCUUAGUCUGAUCUCACUUGGGUAUUAGGAUUGUCUCCCCUCUUUUAGUUGUAGGACUGUUGAUAAGCCAUUAAGUAAUAAUCCACAACUCAUCGACUUCCUGCUGCAUGCUUAUACAGAGAUGUCGACUAUAGACGAAAACACGUUUACAAGUUGUGUAAUUCAAUGAUGUGUAUUGUUGUCAUCAUGAUGUUACAGCACUGUUACCGAACAGUAUUAAACCUGCCUUUACAAUUUUCCAUGACUUUGAAGGAAUGACAUAAAUGUAUUGGAUUAAUUAAAAGUAG